Messenger RNA from Colletotrichum spaethianum, 1254 nucleotides. RefSeq names its product purine-cytosine permease fcyB. Gene Ontology annotation, biological process: transmembrane transport. Gene Ontology annotation, molecular function: transmembrane transporter activity. The record is from RefSeq and is a predicted model, not a curated record. The coding region runs from base 1 to 1254 and encodes 417 amino acids. Lineage: Eukaryota; Fungi; Ascomycota; Sordariomycetes; Glomerellales; Glomerellaceae. The transcript has 3 exons. Gene Ontology annotation, cellular component: plasma membrane.
AUGCUGGGACCCUCGCUUUAUGGCUUGAACCUCCGAGACUCAUCGCUCGUCAUCCUCUUUUUCACCUUGCUCUCGACAUUGGCCCCGGCUUUCCUCGCCACUCUAGGGCCGAAGACGGGUAUGCGAUCAAUGAUUCAAGCGCGAUUCAGUUUUGGGCGAUAUCUUGUCUCCGUGCCUGUGGUCCUAAACCUGGCUACGCUGACGGGUUUCUGCGUCAUUAUAUGCGUAGUUGGCGGCCAGUGUCUUUCGGCCGUCACCGACGGUGUUCUCAGCCCUGCUUUGGGUAUCGUACUCAUUGCUCUUGUUUCCCUUUUGAUCUCGUUCUGCGGGUUCAGGGUCUUGCAUUUCUACGAGACCUAUGCUUUCAUCCCAGCAGUGAUUGCGAUAGUGAUCGCCACUGGGUUUGGAGGGUCGAGGCUCAAAGAACAAGCUGAGAUGGCUCCUGCAACAGCUCCGUCGAUUUUGAGUUUUGGCAUGAUUGUUGCAUCAUAUAUGAUUCCGUAUGCCUGUAUUGCAUCGGAUCUUACUACCUACUUUGACCCACGAGUUCAAGGUGCUUCGUACCGUGUGUUUGCUUACAGCUACCUCGGCUUGAUUAUACCCACCAUUCUUUUGAUGACACUUGGCAGCGCCAUUGGUGGAGCUCUAGCCAAUGUGCCUGAAUGGCAAGCAGGCUACGAUAACACACUUGUUGGUGGAGUAUUGGCGGCCAUGCUGUCGCCGGCUGGUGGUUUUGGCAAGUUCGUCGUUGUUAUCCUAGCAUUUACCCUUCUCGGCAACGUCUCCGCCACGCUGUACGCCAUCACGCUCAACUUUCAGACGCUAGUUCCUUGGCUAGUACGAGUACCUCGCUAUGUGUUCUCGAUCAUCGUCACAGCCAUCAUGAUACCGGUUUCCAUCAAAGCCGCCGAUGAUUUCUUCCUAAACUUGGAGAACUUUGUGGCAUUGAUCGGGUACUGGUCCGCCUCCUUCGUCGGCAUUGUAGUGGUCGAACACUUUAUCUUCCGUAAAGGAGACGCCAAGCUAUACGAUCAUCACAAUUGGAAUAUCGCUUGUAAUCUACCUAGCGGUGCUGCAGCACUUGGAGCGGGCAUCCUGAGCUUUGGUCUCGUAAUUCCCUGCAUGGCCCAGACCUGGUGGACUGGGCCAAUUGCUGAGACCACUGGCGACAUCGGGUUCGAGGUGGCAUUUGUUCUGAGCGCACUAAUUUAUGUUCCUCUGAGAUCGCUUGAAAGGCGAAUCCUUCACCGAUAG